UAGUGCAUUUUACGCAUUAUGAUGACUGAAGGAAAGAAAACAUUAGUUAGUUAUCAGCAAAUAUGUAUGAGUAGAAAAAUCCCUUGAAAUUGAACUUGAAAAAUUUUGCAUAUAAAAGCGUUGAGCUUAAAUACAAAACAAAUAUUUCAAUAAGUUUUUGCAAACAAACUAGUAUUGGAAAGCGGAAAGCUGAAAAAUGAAAUUUUCAUUAAUAUUUAUGGCAGUAAUGGCAUGGAGUACAGGAGUGCAGAGCAACAUUGUUUUAUUGCCAGAGGCCAUGUACACCACUUCGAGUCCCACCGCCAAAGUGGACAAUUACAUUUUACAACAUCAACGACAAUUUGAAGAGCAACUGCGCACUUUGGAUAAAUAUUUAGAGGAUUUUCGCAAAAAGUUUGAAUUACGUUUAGAAGUGAUUGAAUAUUAUGAUGCGGUUGUUGAUGUAAAAUUGCGUGACAUGAAGGAUAAAUUGGAUCCAUUGGAAAUGUUGGGUGAUGUCAAUGAUAUGUGUGUGGAGAAGUAUCGCGGCAAGAUGCCUGCUGAUAAUACUUUAAAGGUGAAUCUGAAAACUUGUAUCAAUAAUGCUAAUAAAGCAUUUUCAUCGCUGCUUAAUAAUCCGGAAAAUACAUUGAAAAAUAUACGAAAUCAUUAUAAUGGGCCAUUUAAUAAUGCCAUCAAAGAUUGUAAAAAGAAACGGGAAAAAGAUGAAACGAAAUAUAAAACAUGUGCUGACAAUGCCAUCAAAUCAACGAGUAACUAUUUCAAUACCAACACCAACACAUUUUAUUCACAAAUGACUACGGCCGAAUGUAGCUCAAAUACCAAAAUCGAUGAAGCUUUCGAUUGUUAUUCGGUGAAUGUUUAUCAGACAUUCACUACCAUGGGUGAAGUGAACGGACUGAUUGAAAACUGUUUGGCUGGGCAUGAUUUUUGUGUGCCCUGUGAAAAUGAAGAAACUGGCGUUAUAAAGGGUCGCUGUCCUUAUCAAAUGGCUUGGCAUUUGGCCGAUGAUGAUUUGACGGGCGAUAAAAUUGUCAAUCCAUUUAAGGGUAUUAAUAGCACAACACCUUGUCUGCAGGUUAAUUUUAUAACGAAAAAUUUCACUAACAGUGUGAAUAAAGUGUGAUGAAUUAUUUAAUAAAAUAAAAAUAUUUUAUACUGUAAAAUAAAAAGUCGAUAAACUAAAUAAAUAUUCA
Molecule: messenger RNA, 1196 nt
Organism: Calliphora vicina (urban bluebottle blowfly)
Lineage: Eukaryota; Metazoa; Arthropoda; Insecta; Diptera; Calliphoridae
Exons: 2
Coding region: 197-1126 (309 amino acids)
Source: RefSeq, a predicted model, not a curated record